AUGUCCCUCUUCCAAAUACAAUUACCAUCGAAACCAUGCGAUUUGAUGGCAUUCCUUGAACUAGACAAAUCAUCGAUCCUGAAAGCUGAAGAGUUCAGCGGUUCGAAAUCGGCGUUCAUUUACGAUGAGAACGGAGCACUCCUUGCGAAACAAACCAUUAUCAAAUAUACACCAACGCAAGCGUACUGUAUUUAUGCGGAUUGUAGCGAUGAAAUAGCCGGAAAAAAUAUUCGUGUAGAGGAAAAGGAGGAUCCACAUCAUCUGAAACUAGUCUCUAUUGAGACAGAAAAAGAAAAUCGACGUCUUCUACCGUUGUACGUGCAGUUCCACACGGUUCCGGAGGCAAGACCAGCAGAAGCGCAUCUGGUCGAUCGUCUUGCCGAACAUGCACUUGGUCGAUUUAAUCUCGAACUGAAGAAAAACGUCACACAUGAUUCAUUCGCGGAAUCAGAUUCGUGGAGGGAUGAGGCUGGUUUCAUAGUGACCGACCGGAAUCGUUUCGUCUACGUCACAUUCAAAACAUCGUCGUUGCUUCAAUCAUUGAACGCUAAUGAGGCAACGAUCACAAAGUACAAUGCUGAAGAAUUGGAAUUUCUUCACGAUUUCGACACAUCCGUAUGUGGAUUCAGUCGGGAAGAAGCUGUUGAGUUCGUCGCCGCUAACUCCACAGUUUUUGUGGCAAAAGGAGGAGAUGGUGUCAUCGAUGGAAUGAUUGCUGGGAAAGGAGAUAGGAUAUUUGCACUUUACGCGGAGACUCUCGAAAUCGCACACGCAUUGAUCAAACACUACAUCACUGUGAAUAAACUUACUCAGGUGUCGUUCUUCACCCGAGAAGAUGUGUGGGAAUGUAAGCCGAUCUCUUCACGACGAGUUCACCGACGUCAUACCAGGACGGUUCCGUCAAGCAUCAAAUGGAGCAAGGUAUAUGCACUGAAUAUGGGAUUCCAUAUUGUGUAA
Molecule: messenger RNA, 957 nt
Organism: Necator americanus (New World hookworm)
Lineage: Eukaryota; Metazoa; Nematoda; Chromadorea; Rhabditida; Ancylostomatidae
Exons: 10
Coding region: 1-957 (318 amino acids)
Source: RefSeq, a predicted model, not a curated record